This is a messenger RNA of Uloborus diversus, 3679 nucleotides long. RefSeq names its product eukaryotic translation initiation factor 4E transporter-like. The transcript is spliced from 19 exons. The coding region runs from base 302 to 3679 and encodes 1125 amino acids. The record is from RefSeq and is a predicted model, not a curated record. Gene Ontology annotation, molecular function: mRNA binding. Gene Ontology annotation, biological process: negative regulation of translation. Gene Ontology annotation, cellular component: cytoplasm; nucleus. NCBI's taxonomy places the organism in Eukaryota, Metazoa, Arthropoda, Arachnida, Araneae, Uloboridae.
AGUUCUGAAACUUUCAGCUCUCAGCAGGCAGGUUGAGAGAAUUUUAGAUUGAGACUGCUCAGCUAGUUAGCAUCCGGGUUCCCAACACCUUCCGACAUUUCUAUUUUUGCAUCAUCAAAUAGUGUGCGUAUUUUGUUAUUUGUUAUGAUAUGGUGCGUGUUUUCGUGUAAUUCUGUAUGAGGACUAAUUGUAUAGUGUAUAUAAAUUUCUAUGCUGUAAAUACACUGUUACGUCAUUUCCUCUUUGUUUUGUGUGUGUACGAAGUUUUUUAAGCGACCUCUUGCUUCAUUACAUUCGAAAGAUGGCCAUGGUUCGCCAACUGACAGAAAGUGAACUGAUUAAUGGUAGUACUCCAGAAGAUGAUAGCCAUUCGUCAGAGCAUAUGGAAUGCUAUAGUCGCCCACAGUCAUGUGCUUCAUCGGGAAGUAAAAGAGAUUCUCCUUCUGCUAGUUUGCCCCAGCUGCAGUACUCUAAAGAAGACUUGAUGAAAUUUUCUACUUAUCCUCUUUCUCAGAAUUGGCCUUCUUGUUUGGAUCCUGCUUACAACAACUCAACUGGAAAAUGGGACCCAGAGCGUUGGUUCAUGAAUCAUAGAAGUGACCGCGUUGGGCCAGUUGAGGAAACAAGAUCUAAGCGAGAAAGACAAGAUGACAGCACUGCUAGUCAUAAGCGAAAGUCUUCCGAUCCAAAGGAACGCAUUAAGGAUGAAAAGGAUGACAUUGUUCUGAGUCCUCAAAGGAGGAGUUUUGGAACAGGUUGUCAUGUGAUUCAGCAAUCAUCUUUGGCUCGAAGACCUGGUAGUCCCACUGAUUCUAGAGAUUUAGAAAGUUUCAGGGAUCCAUCCAGGAGAAUUGGUAGUGGCCGUAUUAUGACUCGAGACAGAGAUCAACGAGACUGGGAACGUGAUCGUGAAUAUGGAUACAACAGUGCAAGAACUGAGCGCCGAGAUAGAUUUGAUCAAGAAGAUACUGAAAAGGAUGUUCGCCGUUAUUCGAGUCGGUACAAUCGUAAUGACAGGAGAUCAAGGGGUCGUGAUCGCAUUGAUGAGGUUGAACCGGAAUGGUUUAGUGGAGGCCCUACUAGUCAGUCAGAAACUAUUGAGCUUGUUGGUUUUGAAGACCCUCAUCAUGAAGAUGAAACACGUAAACCUUCCAAGAAAAGUAGUAAGCGAGCCAAACAAAAUUCACGAAGAUCUAGCUUAAAAUCUGAAGAAGGUGAAAAGAUUGCAGAGCAAGUUGCCCAAGAAGAUAAUUGUGGGAGGAAAGGAAAUUCCUUAUCUGAAGAACCAAAGAAUAUAAUAGAAAAUAAGUCAAAAGAUGAGGAAGUUCAAAAUAAAACAAAUGCAGGUUUUGAUCUAGAUGAGUUAUUUAGAAUGGAUUGGAUACCUGGAUUUCUACCAAAUGAGUCUCCUCCAGACAAUGUAAAUAACGAAAUUGGAUGUAGCCGUUUUAGUCAAUGGUUUCGUCGUGAAAGCCCAUUGCCUGAGUCAGGAAACAAUAGUAGGCGAUCAUCUCUUCAUGAAGAACUUAUUGCGAAUGUGUUAAAUAGUAUUACUGAGCCUCAAAUCAUCAUACCAUCUCCAGUUCCAAAUUCUUCUGAUAAUUUUUUUGCUCCUAUAAGUCCAGCUAUAUCUCAAUCAUCUACUUAUUCAGUCUCACAAUCAGGAACAUCUAAUUGUUCAAAUAAUAAAGAUAUUAUGAAGAUGUUGCAGUCUGUAAACACUGGGGAUUCUUUAGGGGAAGGAGGACCAAAAGGCUCUAUCAGGUCUGUGAAAGAACUUGAAGCUGAUUUGAAACGAAUAGUUUUGGGUGAGCCGAACCAGCAUGAAGAAAGAUCUGCAUUUGAUAAAUUGCUACGGCACAUGUCUGAUUCACGAAGCUCACCUACUGUUUCAAUGAGUAUGGGUCCAUUAGAUAAAUCAAAGGCUCUGCAAGAACAAGAUAUUCUUCAAGAUAUCUUGGGAGGCCAUCAAACUUCCAUCUCACCUAUGCUUCAGCAAUUCCAAAUGUUCAAAGAUGACAAACCUAAUACUCAACCUUUAGCAGGUGGACAGCGUUCACAGUAUAAUAUGUCUACUAACCAAGCAAGAUCUGAAAUGCUUGCCCGUUUGGUACAACAGCAGAAACAAGAACAGCACUUACAGCAAGUACAACAACAACAAAUUCAGCAACAACAAAUUCAAAAUCACCUGCUCCAGCAAGCACAACAGCCACAAAAUGUUCAAGGAUUCACUGUUGACAUGUUGGCAAAAAUACUUGGCCCUUCUUCUCAAGCUCCUUUGAGUCCUGUAUCUCCCGGUGUCCAGCAAUCAGCAUCUGCACCAUCUCUUACGCGGAAUGAACCUCAAAUGCAGAAUUCUGUUCUGCAAUAUCAGAGACAAAGAGAGUUAUUGUCUUCAAUAUUGAAGCAACAACAGCAUUCUAACAAUGCUAAUCUAUCUCAGCCAAAUCUAUUGCAAACUAUCCAACAGCGUCGAUGUCCGUCCUCCAAAGAAAUUCCAGUUCAGCAGACCUUGGGAUUACCAACGUUAGGAAUAAGCCCUCGUCAGUCCCCAUUGCCUCCUGAAGCUAUCAGCUCAGCAAUACCAAGCCAAGGCCGAAUACCAUCACCUCUUGUUUUUGGGCAGCAACCACCUGCUCUAAGUCAUGCCCCUGCUCCAAUACAUCCUGCUGCUAUAGUCCAGGCUAUGGCACAAAAUGCUGCAAAUCCUAACACUUUACAAGUGCAGAAUCCAGUUGUUCUUCAACGUGUACCUUCACCUCAAGAACUUGCUGUUCAUACACAAUCCAUUUUGCAAAAUGCGUUAAUCAAACGAAAAUUAGAGGAGCAGAAGGAAAACUUUCGUAAAAGACAAGAGGCACAGAGAACAAGUUCUCCUAUUGCAAAUGCCAAGAAUGGAACAGCUAUCUCUCCAUUGAAGGGGCUCAGUCCUACUAUUGCAUUUACUCCCACUUCUGUAAUGAGGAAAAUCCAUUCAGAAAAGACAGAAAGUAAGGAGCAAAAAAUUUCUAUGCAAAAUGGAAAUAAAGCCCCAGGUGCUGGUGAUAUCAGAAUUGCAGACUCUUUGCAAAAUACUCAAAAACUCAGUUCAAUUGGAAUUUGUACGUCCCUCGACAAUAAUAUAGGUUUUUCAAAUAGUAUAGCAACCCCACAUAGUAAUAACGCAAAUCAGGUACCUCGAGCAGUUCAUGGCCAAGCACUCAGUCAACCAAGAUCUAUACAUGGAAUGAAUUCUGGACCACCCGUGAUUCUUCCUGGUCAAGGACGUCCAAUUGUUAAAGUAGGGCUAGGUCAGGGCUUGAAUUCUACAAGUGAUAUAUCCAGAACAAGUUCUGCAGCUAAUAAAGCAAGCAUUGGACAUAAUAAAUCAUUUAUGUCUAGUAAUAAUCAAGCUAAUACUGUUCAUCAUGAAGACCCAUGUUUCGAUUCAAUGGGAAAAUUCCAAUGGCAUCACCAGCUCUCACGUCAGCAAAGUACAUCUUCAGUGCCCCAACUACAGAUGGCUGCCGCUACGUAUGCAGCUCUCAAUCAUCGUCCUCCACCAGCUCUUAAUCCUCAUCAUCCUAACAUCUUACGACCAGUAAAUAUGGCAUCUCCUGCCAAUGUACCUGCAUCCAAUAUUAAUUUUCCACUGCUCAGGAAUGCAGUGCAAAAUCCCAUUAGAGGUAUUCUAAUUUAA